Cannabis sativa is the source of this 1200-nucleotide messenger RNA. RefSeq lists its product as uncharacterized. The record is from RefSeq and is a predicted model, not a curated record. Lineage: Eukaryota; Viridiplantae; Streptophyta; Magnoliopsida; Rosales; Cannabaceae. The transcript has a single exon. The coding region runs from base 1 to 1200 and encodes 399 amino acids.
AUGGCUAGUUCAAGUGGUGUUAAUAAUAGAGGCAGUGAGGAUGUCUACAGUUUUCAGAUUGAAGAAGAGGACUUGGAAGAAUUGGCAGUGGGGAACGAUGGAGAGGAAGAGGGGAUUGAUGACAGAUGGUGUCUGGUCGGAAGGUUUUUGACGAAUCGGUUGAUAGACUUCGAUAAAAUGCAGAACAUUCUAGCUUCCUUAUGGCAACCGGGAAUGGGAAUGUUUGUCAAAAAGUUAGAAGAUAACCGCUUCUUAUUUCAAUUCUACCAUGAAGUGGACAUUCAAAGAGUUAUAAAUGGUAGUCCAUGGACGUAUGAUCGAAUGCAGCUGAUUAUUGAACGUUUACCAGUGGGAGGGGACCCUAAUCUGUUGCAAUUAAAUGAUCUUGAUAUGUGGGUUCAGAUCCAUGAUGUAAAACCAGGAUGUAUGACCACAAGUACGGUUCGUGGAGUGGGAAAUACUCUAGGAAAAUUCAUUGAGUCGGAUCCUAAUAAUUUCAUCGGUGUUUGGCGUGAUUAUCUCAGGGUUCGAGUUACUCUUGAUAUUAGGAAACCAUUGAGGAGGCGUAUGAAACUAACCCGUGACAAUGGAAGCUGGUUUUGGGCACAUUUCAAAUAUGAAAGGGUGCCAACCUUUUGUUUCAUCUGUGGGUUGAUUGGUCACUCCGAGAGGUUCUGUAGGCGUUUGUUCCAGCAGCCUAUAGAGCAGAUAGUGAAACCUUAUGGAGAAUUCAUGAGGGCGGUACCACAGAAAUCUUACAAGAACAUCGGUGCAAGGUGGUUGCGCAAUAGAGGGUGGCAGCCGGAAGGGGUACCUGAGGACAAUGUACCUGGACAGAGCUCAACACAUCAACCAAAUAUGGAAACAAUACCUUCGGCUGACAUAGCCGAAAAUCAUGCUACUCCAAAUCUGGCUCAUAAAGAUGGAAAUAAUGGCAUGGAUAAUUUGAUGAUGGAGGGGGAUCAGGGGGAGGAAGAUAUGGGUGUUAUGGAGGGAGAGAUUAGUGGAGAUAUUUAUGGCAAGAAUAAAGCAAAAGGGAAACUCAUUGAAGGCAGUUCGGGCUUGGUGAUUUUUGACAAUAAAAAGAGGAAGGUUGAGGAUGGGACUAUGGGACACGUGGGGCAGGCCCAACAAACAAGUGGGCUUCCAAAAAACUUUUCAUUGGCGGGCCUUGGUGCUGGGGCUCGCCAGACAUUAUGA